This is a messenger RNA of Cebus imitator (Panamanian white-faced capuchin), 2980 nucleotides long. RefSeq names its product lamin B1 (gene LMNB1). The record is from RefSeq and is a predicted model, not a curated record. The coding region runs from base 456 to 2216 and encodes 586 amino acids. Lineage: Eukaryota; Metazoa; Chordata; Mammalia; Primates; Cebidae. The transcript is spliced from 11 exons.
GGGGAGUGCGGCGCAGCGGCCCGCGCCACCUCCGCCCCCCGCGGCUCGCCUCCAGCCCGCCCCUCCCUGUCCCCCGUCCCAGCGCCCGCCGCUCCGUGCAGCCUGAGAGGAAACAAAGUGCUGCGAGCAGGAGACUGCGGCGGCGCGGACCCUGCUUGGCCUCCAGUCACCCUCGCCUUGCAUCUUCCCGCGUGCGUGUGAGUGUGUGUACGUGUUUUCUUACAAAGGACAUUUCGCGAUCGGUCGAUUGAUUCAUAGUUCCCCCCCGGCCUUUGCCCUUUGUGCUGUAACCGAGCUGCAGCCACCCCAGGUGCUCUGUUCCUCCAAACGCCGGCAUCUGGACGCGAGCGCAGGUCGCCGGUUUGUGCCUUCGGUUCCCGCUUCGCCCCCUGCCGUCCCCUCCUUGUCACGCUCCCUCCCGCGGCCUCGCCGUCCCGCUCUCUCCGCCGCCCGCCAUGGCGACCGCGACCCCCGUGCCGCCGCGGACCGGCAGCCGCACUGGCGGCCCCACCACGCCGCUGAGCCCCACGCGACUGUCGCGGCUCCAGGAGAAGGAGGAGCUGCGCGAGCUCAAUGACCGGCUGGCCGUGUACAUCGACAAGGUGCGCAGCCUGGAGACAGAGAACAGCGCGCUGCAGCUGCAGGUGACGGAGCGCGAGGAGGUGCGCGGCCGCGAGCUCACCGGCCUCAAGGCGCUCUACGAGACCGAGCUGGCCGACGCGCGACGCGCGCUCGACGACACGGCCCGCGAGCGCGCCAAGCUGCAGAUCGAGCUGGGCAAGUGCAAGGCCGAGCACGACCAGCUGCUCCUCAACUAUGCUAAGAAAGAAUCUGAUCUUAAUGGAGCCCAGAUUAAGCUUCGAGAAUAUGAAGCAGCACUGAAUUCUAAAGAUGCAGCUCUUGCUACUGCACUUGGUGACAAAAAGAGUUUAGAGGGAGAUUUGGAGGAUCUGAAGGAUCAGAUUGCCCAGUUGGAAGCCUCCUUAGCUGCUGCCAAAAAACAGUUAGCAGAUGAAACUUUACUUAAAGUGGAUUUGGAGAAUCGUUGUCAGAGCCUUACUGAGGACUUGGAGUUUCGCAAAAACAUGUAUGAAGAGGAGAUUAAUGAGACCAGAAGGAAACAUGAAACGCGCUUGGUAGAGGUGGAUUCUGGGCGUCAGAUUGAGUACGAGUACAAGCUGGCUCAAGCCCUUCAUGAGAUGAGAGAGCAACAUGAUGCCCAAGUGAGGCUGUAUAAGGAAGAGCUGGAGCAGACUUACCAUGCCAAACUUGAGAAUGCCAGGCUGUCAUCAGAGAUGAAUACUUCUACUGUUAACAGUGCCAGGGAAGAACUGAUGGAAAGCCGCAUGAGAAUUGAGAGCCUUUCAUCUCAGCUUUCUAAUCUACAGAAAGAGUCUAGAGCAUGUUUGGAAAGGAUUCAAGAAUUAGAGGACUUGCUUGCUAAAGAAAAAGACAACUCUCGUCGCAUGCUGACAGACAAAGAGAGAGAGAUGGCAGAAAUAAGAGAUCAGAUGCAGCAACAGCUGAAUGACUAUGAACAGCUUCUUGAUGUAAAGUUAGCGCUGGACAUGGAAAUCAGUGCUUACAGGAAACUCUUAGAGGGCGAAGAAGAGAGAUUGAAGCUCUCUCCAAGCCCUUCUUCCCGUGUGACAGUAUCCCGAGCAUCCUCAAGUCGCAGUGUACGUACGACUAGAGGAAAGCGGAAGAGGGUUGAUGUGGAAGAAUCAGAGGCAAGUAGCAGUGUUAGCAUCUCUCAUUCCGCCUCAGCCACUGGGAAUGUUUGCAUUGAAGAAAUUGAUGUUGAUGGGAAAUUUAUCCGCUUGAAGAACACUUCCGAACAGGACCAACCAAUGGGAGGCUGGGAGAUGAUUAGAAAAAUUGGAGACACAUCAGUCAGUUACAAAUAUACCUCAAGAUACGUGCUGAAGGCAGGCCAAACUGUUACAAUUUGGGCUGCAAACGCUGGUGUCACAGCCAGCCCCCCCACUGACCUCAUCUGGAAGAACCAGAACUCCUGGGGCACUGGUGAAGAUGUGAAGGUUAUAUUGAAAAAUUCUCAGGGAGAGGAGGUUGCUCAAAGAAGUACAGUCUUUAAAACAACCAUACCUGAAGAAGAGGAGGAGGAGGAAGAGGCAGCUGGAGUGGUUGUUGAGGAAGAACUUUUCCACCAGCAGGGAACCCCAAGAGCAUCCAAUAGAAGCUGUGCAAUUAUGUAAAAUUUUCAUCAACUGUCUUCCUCAAAAUUAAGAAGUAUGGUAAUCCUUAACCUUUAUACAGUGCAGAGCCUUCUCAGAAGCACAGAAUAUUUUUAUAUUUCCUUUAUGUGAAUUUUAAAGCUGCAAAUCUGAUGGCCUUAAUUUCCUUUUUGACUCUGAAAGUUUUGUAAGAGAAAUCAUGUCCAUACACAGUUUGUUGCAAGAUGUGAAUUAUUGACACUGAAUUUAACUGUACUGUUUGGAAGGGGUCCCUCAAAUUUUUUGACUUUUUUUUGUAUGCGUGUUUUUUUUCUUUUUUUAAAGUUCUUAAGAGGAGGGGAGGGUAAAUAAACCACUGUGUGUCUCGGUAUAAUUUGAAGAUUGCUGCAUCUAGACAAGCAAUCUGCUCUUCAUUAUUCUCUGCUAUAUACAAUGGUGCUGUGAGGGAGGGGGAAAACAUUUUUCAAUAUAUUGAACUUUUGUACUGAAUUUUUUUGUAAUAAGCAAUCAAGCUUACAAUUUUUUUUAAAUAGAAAAGAAAUUUUGUAAGAAGGCAAUAUUAACCUAAUCACCAUGUAAGCACUCUGGACGAUGGAUUCCGCAAAACUUGGUUUUAUGGUUACUUCUUCUCUUAGGUUCUUAAUUCAUGAUGGGGCGGGGAGAGGGAGGCGGAGGGAGGGAAGGGCUUCUCUAUUAAAAUGCAUUCAUUGUGUUUUUUAAGAUAGUGUAACUUGCGUAAAUUUCUUAUGUGACAUUAACAAAUAAAAAACCUCUUUUAAUAUUGA